This is a messenger RNA of Lontra canadensis (Northern American river otter), 2581 nucleotides long. It is a transcript of the gene TMC8, whose product is annotated as transmembrane channel like 8. Gene Ontology annotation, molecular function: mechanosensitive monoatomic ion channel activity. The record is from RefSeq and is a predicted model, not a curated record. NCBI's taxonomy places the organism in Eukaryota, Metazoa, Chordata, Mammalia, Carnivora, Mustelidae. Gene Ontology annotation, cellular component: plasma membrane.
GCUUUGAGAUGUGCCUGGGGACCCAGCCCAGAGCUGCUCCAACGGGGUUCUUUCCUUCAUCUCUGGCUGCGCCAGGGCCAAGAGCUUGAAGCUUACCCAGCAGGCGGCCCACGUCCCUUCUAAGAGGGGGGAUUGCAGCCCGGCGCCUCCAACCUCAACCCCACGCAGAGAUGCUGAGGCAGUGGUCAGUGCUGUCCGGCCAGGCCCUCGUGGAGCCCGAACCCGAGCCAGGGGUCGAGGAGCUGUGGGAGCAGGAGAUGGAGCGGCUGUGGUCCUCCCAGGCUCAGGUGCGGGAGCUGCCCUACGCCAUGGUGGACAAGCGCUUCAUUCGGCAGCUGCGGGAGCCCAAGGGGGUGAAGACCUCUUGCUGGCAGCGAUGUCAGCGCAGGUGGCGGACUGUCCGGCGGCGCCUAGGGGAGGCAGCACAGCGGCUGGCCCAGGGCUUUGGGCUCUGGGAAGGGGCUCUCUACGAGAUCGGGGGCCUCUUUGGCACCGGAAUCCAGUCCUACUUCACCUUCCUGCGCUUCCUGCUGCUGCUCAACCUUCUGACCCUGCUGCUCACUGCCAGCUUCGUCCUGCUGCCCCUGGUCUGGCUCCGCCCCCCGGACGCGGGCCCCUCCCUUAACUUCACCCUGGAGUGCCCUGGUGGCCUCCAGCCCCAGACUGGUGUUCCCAGAUUCCACAAUCGACUUUGGAACGUUUUGACUGGCAGGGCCUUUGCCGACAGCUAUCUCUUCUAUGGCGCCUACCGGGCGGGGCCUGAGAGCAGCUCGGCCUACAGCAUCCGCCUCGCCUACCUCCUGAGCCCGCUGGCCUGCCUGCUGCUCUGCUUCUGCGGGAUUCUGCAGCGGAUGGUGAAGGGGCUGCCCCAGAGGCUGUUCCUCGGCCAAGACUACAAGUCGCCUGUCAGUGUCAAAGUGUUCUCCUCCUGGGACUUCUGUACCCGGGGACAGGAAGCGGCCACCAUCAAGAAGCAUGAGAUCAGCAACGAGUUCAAGGUGGAGCUGGAGGAGAGGCGUCGGUUCCUGCUGGUGCAACAGGAGACCCGGGCCCAGAAGGCCUGCCACCUGCUCACCCACCUGCGGGUCAAUGUCCUCAUCGGGCUCCUGGUGGUUGGGGCCAUCAGUGCCAUCUUCUGGGCCACCAAGUACUCACAGGACAACAAAGAGGAGUCCCUGUUUGUGGUGCUCCAGUACCUGCCCCCUGGGGUCAUCGCCCUGGUCAACUUUCUGGGGCCCCUGCUCUUCGUCUCCCUCAUCCAGCUGGAGAACUACCCUCCCAACACGGAGGUCAACCUCGCCCUCAUCUGGUGUGUGGCGCUGAAGCUGGCCAGCCUGGGAAUGUUCUCCUUCUCUCUGGGCCAGACCGUGCUGUGCCUCGGCAGAAACAAGACCAGCUGUGUGUCCUACGGCUACAACGCCUGUGAUUACCAGUGCUGGGAGAAUGCGGUCGGGGAAGAGUUUUACAAGCUGAGUAUCUUCAACUUCCUCCUCAUGGUGGCCUUUGCCUUCUUCGUCAGCCUGCCGAGGAGGCUGCUGGUGGAGCGGUUCUCGGGCCGGUUCUGGACCUGGCUGGACCGGGAAGAAUUCCUGGUGCCCAAGAAUGUCCUGGACAUCGUGGCGGGGCAGACGAUCACCUGGAUGGGUCUCUUUUACUGCCCCCUGCUGCCCCUGCUCAACAGCGUCUUCAUCUUCCUCACCUUCUACAUCAAGAAGUACACCCUCAUGAGGAACUCCAGGGCCUCUCCACGGCGGUUCCGCGCCUCCAGCUCCACCUUCUUCUUCCAGCUGGUGCUCCUCCUGGGCCUGCUCCUGGCCGUCGUGCCCCUGGGCUAUGUGGUCAGCAGCAUCCACUCCUCCUGGGACUGUGGCCUCUUCGCCAACUACUCGGCCCCCUGGCAGGUGGUCCCGCAGCUGGUGGCCCUCCGGCUGCCGCCCCCUGCCCAGCGUGCCCUCCACUACCUCGGCUCCCACGCCUUCAGCUUCCCCUGCCUCAUCCUACUCAGCCUUGUCCUGACCGUCUGCGUUUCCCAGUCCCAGGCCAAUGCCAGGGCCAUCCAGGGGCUCCGCAAGCAGCUGGUGUGGCAAGUCCAGGAGAAGUGGCACCUGGUGGAGGACCUGUCGCGACUGCUGCCCGAGACGGGCUCCGGCAGCUCUGUGGGGCCCGAAGCCCCUCCCUCCCGAGCUUCCCGCCCGCGGUCUUUCUGUCCUGGAUUCCCGUGCCCCGGCUCCCCAGGCCCCAGGGCCCCUAGGCCAGGACCUUGCCUCGAGGAUCCAGCCAGGCCAGGCGGUGGCCCUGUCGCCGCCCCUAGAUUCCGCUUCCCCAGCGGCUCGGAGCUGUAGCACCCACCCCUUCCUCCUCCCCGAGCCUCCCCAGGGCCUGGCCUACCUCCCUGCAGCCAAACUGUCCCUGGCCCCAGGCUCCUGCCCCCUGGUGACUGAUGCUCUCAGCGGGUCCUCCAGCAGGACGCCGGAGAGCCCAGGGGCAGCAGAAAGAGAAUAUGGGAAAUUGUAUUUAUAUUUUUACCUCAGUCCUGUAAAGUUUCAAUUUUAUAAUGUACAUAAUAUAUUACAUAUUCAUA